UUGGUGGCGGCAGACGAGGCGGUGGCCAAUAAGAAGUUUGCCGAUGCACAGGCCAUAAAAGACGACUGUGAAAAGGAGCUCGCCAAGGCAGUACCAGCUCUCAAUGCUGCCACAGACGCCCUCAACACCCUCAAACAAGAUGACAUACGCGUCGUCAAGGCCAUGAAGAACCCGCCCUCAGGAGUCAAGCUGGUAAUGGAAGCUGUGUGUGUAAUGCUGGACCUCAAGCCAGAGAGGAAGCCAGACCCUAAUGGCUCAGGAAAAAUGAUUGAGGACUAUUGGGCACCAUCUCAGAAGCUGUUGGGGGAUAUGAAGUUCCUCCAGAACCUGCUGCACUAUGACAAAGAAAACAUUCCCACAAAGAUUAUCACUCACGUCCGCAACGAGUUCUACUCUCACCCGGAUUUUGACCCAAAGAAGAUACGUAUGGUAUCAAUGGCUUGUGAGGGCCUCUGCCGAUGGGUGAGGGCCAUGGUUGUCUAUGAUCAAGUCAUAAAGAUUGUUGCCCCCAAGAAACAAGCUUUGGAGGCUGCCAACCAUGAACUGGCCCCCCAGAAUGAAAGGCUAGAGGAAAAGAGGAAGGAACUCAGAGAGCGGUGGGCGGACGAGAAAAUCCCCGACAUAUUCUGGUUUUCUGGGCUGUUCUUCCCCUACUCCUUCCUCACGGGCAUACGUCAGAACUAUGCCAGGAAACAUGCCAUACCCAUCGACAGGAUUGACUUCCUGUUUAAGGUAAUGGAAAAGGAGGUGGAAGAUAUCAUCCAGGAAUGUAUCAGACCCAACUUCGUGGAGUUGCCAGUGGUGAUCGAGCGGCUGCCCACGCCAAAUGUGCAGGGGCAGUACUACCCCCUCGACACUGACCUCGAAGACAACGAAUCGCUUCCUUACGAUAACGACUCCCCCCAGCUCAAGAAGGAGGGUGACCAGACGGUGAAAGUCCCAACUGAACAGCAGGAAAAGGAAGACAACGAGAAUGACUCACAGAGCCAAAGUCAUGAAUCUGAUGACGUCAUCUACCAGGUCAUCCCUCGCCAAGCACAGGGAGGCACCUACACAUGGGGCUUCCUCCUGGAAGGUGCACGCUGGGAUCGUGAACAACAUUGCUUGGCGGAGAUGUCAGCCAAGCAGCUACAUGACCAGUUACCUAUCAUCCUUUUCCAACCUGCUGCCCUCCCAGACAUGUCACACCAUGAGGGUGUGAGCUGUAAAUAUGAAGACCAGGCAGAAGAGAAAGGCAUGUACCACUGCCCUGUGUACCGCACCAGCGAGCGGAGUGGCACACUCUCCACCACAGGACAUUCCUCCAAUUAUAUCCUUGAUUUGAUCCUGCCUUCCUCCCUCCCAUGCCACCACUGGGUCAGUCGUGCAGCAGCAGCCCUUACCCAAUUAGAUGACUGAACCCCAUGUAUUUAUCAGCAAGUCAUCUUCAACUAACUGAAUGACUGAAGAUCAUUUGCAUACGUCACCCAACUGAAUGGUCUAUACUCUACUAUGAAUGAGCUGGAUGACUGAACUCCAUCUACAUGCCACCAUUUCUCAGUUGGAUAAGUGAACAUCAUCUUAAUUUGUAAUCACUCAGAAGGAUGAGAACUUCGUAACACAUUACUACCAUCCAGUUGGAAGCCAAACCAACAUCCACACCAUAUGACAACAGACUGGCUAACCUAAAGUAAACCAUAUCUUCUCCAACUAAA
This is a messenger RNA of Homarus americanus (American lobster), 1694 nucleotides long. RefSeq names its product dynein axonemal heavy chain 3-like. Gene Ontology annotation, biological process: microtubule-based movement. The record is from RefSeq and is a predicted model, not a curated record. Gene Ontology annotation, molecular function: dynein light intermediate chain binding; dynein intermediate chain binding; minus-end-directed microtubule motor activity. NCBI's taxonomy places the organism in Eukaryota, Metazoa, Arthropoda, Malacostraca, Decapoda, Nephropidae. Gene Ontology annotation, cellular component: dynein complex.